This is a messenger RNA of Menidia menidia (Atlantic silverside), 1032 nucleotides long. The record is from the annotation of a GenBank genome assembly. NCBI's taxonomy places the organism in Eukaryota, Metazoa, Chordata, Actinopteri, Atheriniformes, Atherinopsidae.
AUGAGGAGGAAGAGUUCUUCUCCCAAAAAGCGUGAAAAGUCUCUGAAAUGCACAGUGUUUCUGGAUAUUCACGCAGUGACGUGUCCAGGAGUGCUUCUUCACAAGAGGCAUGAUAUCUACCUCAGUGUGUGCAUCAUGGGCCAGUACAGGAAGACCCAGUGUUUGCCCCCUGUCUUCCCCUUAUUGUUCCAACACAGCAUGGUUUUCGUCAAGACUUUCUCUGGUGUUGUUGACCCUGCUGAUGUUGCUGACCUCCUCGACGCUGACACAACAUAUUUUGAGCUGAUUCAGAUGGUUCCUCCAGAGGGUGAAAUCCUUGCCUCGAUGGAGGAAUGCAGCAGAGAUUUUCUGUACCCUGGUCCCAGAUUGAGUACUGAAGAUGGAGGUGCGGGAGAGAGGGAGAUACUGAUGAAACGAUCCUCUUCAUUUCCUGGAAUCUCCCCUAAAGUGGAGUUUGCCACGACAUCAGUCAUUGAGGAGAGCGAUGGAAGAGAAAGCUGGGAUGCAUUGCCUACCUGCCCUCUCUCUCCAGUGAGACCAGCUCUAACCCCGUCGAGAAAAAGUUCAACUCAAAAGCCUUCACCGACCAGAGGGCACGUUUCAAAAACUGAUCAUGGGAAAGGUGGGGAGGCAAAGCGGCACGUCGGGGCUAAAAUCACAAACUCUGUGCUUUCAUCCACAUCCAGACCUUCUCUCUCGUCCCCAUCUGGCUGCAUUCUUAGAAAGAACAGGCAGGAAAGGAAAGCCAGCGUGAGCAGAGCUUCUGUGGACACUGGCUACCAGCAGCCCACAGUUUCCUCAACAGCACGAGCCCUGUCUCCAUACGCGCACCGCAAGAUGUGCCAGCUCUCUGAGGACGCCUGGCAGAGGCUCAGCCACCUCCAGCUCGGGCCUCACCACUUUAGGAAGGAAACGGAGAGCAAGCAGCCCUUCUUGGCAGCUGAUAACAUCAUUGUGUGUUCGUUUGUUUAUUACCAACAAUACACGUGUUCAGUGCACUGGGGUUAUAAGAUUAAUAGGGUCCUGCGUUGA